AUAUGGAUGACCAAACUUGUUGAGCACUUCUUUCCUUUCGUCUGAAGGCGAAGAAGGAUAGGACAGUUCUCUCCUCUCGUCUCCUGGCGUCAGUCUUCUUUGGAAAUUAAUGAGAUGAUGAUGGAUCAUGGUUCUUAUGGUUAUGGAGGAGGAUCUUCGCCUUCACCUUCCAAUUUAUCCGCUUUAGCUCCUCCUUUCACGGUUGAUCGGUCUGUACCAAAAUUGGGAUCGAACCCACUUGUUGAUUUGACUGAACCAGCUUAUGCUGUUUCCUUCAAUCCCUCUUUGCAUAAUUGGCUUGGCCCUAACCCCCCAAAUUCCAGACCCAAUUAUUUUUCUAUUUCAAGCCCAGAAUUUGAUUCAGUGCCUUCCUCAAAUGCAUAUAGGUAUUCUUCAUCCAAUACCCAUGUGCCUCCUUUGAACCCUUCUGCCUCGGGCUCAACUGAUACUUUUCCUUAUGGCCAAGGAUCAACUAGUCUUCUUGAAGCAGAACCAUAUUAUUCUUCCUAUGUUUCACCAACAAUUGGCAGUGAUGGUCCCUUGGGGCUCUCCCACCAUUCUGGUUAUGAUUUAUUGUCUACUUCUCAUGUUACUACAUCCAAUGGUUCCUCUCAUGACGAUUACACCCAAAAUUUGUCUGGUUUGGAGCAUGUGGCCCAGUGGGGUGGCUUGUGGGAGGGACUCCCUGAUUGGCAGCAGAGUGAACAGGUGCAACUUGAUGGAAGUUUCUGCUCUAAGGAGAAAUUUAUUAAUCAAGGGUUAUAUGCAUCUGAUGGUAUGAGCAAGUAUGAAGAAGCUUCUUGUAGCAUUGAUACAGUUGGUGGGGAAAAUCACUGUGAGUCUGCAGGCAUAGGACUGUUGGAUUAUUCUGCCAAGUUCAAGCCUACUGACUAUCCAAUGACUUCAAGCUCAGCAUCUACUUUGCUAGUUCCAGAAACCUGUCCUCUUAAGGCACCAUCCCUAAAAGCUGUUGGUUCUUGGAACCAUCAACUGCCAUACAGUGCUUCACAUGAAAAAUGCUUCAGAAAGCAUGAUGCUAGUUCAAGUGAUAUUUCAAAAGUCAAGAAUUCUUCCUACACUGUUGUCAUUAGACCUCCAGAUACAAGUUCAUUUAAAAAUAUGAAUACUAGCCGUGAUGAAGAUAAUAAAGAUUUUGCUGGUAGCAAACUCUAUUUUAUGAAGGAACCUCAUCCAUUUAUAAGCUCUGGAUGCAAUGUUCAAUUUGAUGCUAGCCCAGUUAGCUUCCACCUCGAACAAAGUGAUCAGGUCAUUUCAGAACUUUCCUCAGCAAAAAAAGAAGAGCUGUCAAGCUAUGGAAGUGUUUCCAUGGAAGCUUUGGAUCAUCUUUCCAGGGAAAAAUCUGGAAUUCAAGUUCAUCAUAGAAGUCCAGAUGGCUCCAAUAUAGUACUUGAUAUAAAUGAACCCAUGAAUCCUAUAAAGAAUUAUUCUGAGAGUUUUGAUCAUUACAACUCAGCAGUAGACUCUCCAUGCUGGAAAGGGGCCCCAGUUUCUCAUUUUUCUGAGUUUGAAGUUUCUGAGGCUGUUCCUCCACAGAAUAUGAAAAAGUUAGAGGCUUGCUGCGGCUCAAAUAUUCAAGGCCGUCAAAUUUUCAGUCUGAAUGCCAAUGAUUCUUCAAAAAUAUCUCCUGAAAAUUCAAGUGAAAGCUCUGUACAACAUGAUGGUUGGGGUAUGGAAAGUCGUUUAGUUGAUUCUCUGAAGAGGCCGUUGGUAGCUAAUAUGCAGCUUAGGGAAGGAAUUGAUGAUACUGUGAAAUCUGGACCCCAUACUACAAAUCCUAGCAGUUUCCAUGGUCUUAAAAUUUCUGAGGAUGCCUUGUCAAGCAAAGCAAUUGAUAGUUCUAAUCAUAAACGUCCUUGCAAUGACAAAAAAAGUUGUGAACUUAAAUGGGCAUCUGAAAAAAAUUGUGUACCAGGGGUUGGUGUUGCUGACUUUGGGAUGAAUAUGAAUGAUGAUGCUGAUGAUUGUUCCUCUCAUGUGCCAUUCCAUGCUAUAGAACAUGUAUUAUGUUCACCACCUUCUGCAGAUGAUGUUCCUACUAAGCUCAAAUCACAUGAAGGAGAAUCAACACAGAAGAUGUAUGUUAGAACACUGAUUGAAACCAUCAUGAACUUGUCAGAGUUGCUUGUAUUUCACUUUUCAAAUGACACAUGUGAAGUGAAGGAAAAUGAUUAUGAGGCUCUUAAAGAUGUGAUUGAUAAUCUUAAUCUGUGUGUUCUGAAGAAUGUGGAGAGAAUGACUUCAACACAAGACUCUUUGAUUCAUCAGAAAGUCAGUUCUCAACUUGGAAAGUCAUCUAAGCUUCGGAAGGAUUCAAAUGUGAAUGGUUCUCAGAUAUCUGGAAUUGAUCCUCUUAAUUCUGAAAGCCCAGUCAAGUAUCAUCAAGUCCAGGAGGGGGAGUAUAAAAUCAAUUCUGGAAAGAAUGAUGGGAAAUUGCCAUAUUUUGAGUCUACAAGGACUGCUGCAGACAUAUUGAAAAGUGAAAACAUGACCCGGGCUAUUAAGAAGGCUCUUAGUGAGAAUUUUCAUGGCAAGGAAGAAAGCGAUCCGCAAGUUAUUUUGUACAAGAAUCUGUGGCUUGAGGCAGAAGCUUCACUGUGUUCAGCUAGUUGUAUGGCACGCUUUCAUCACAUGAAGAGUGAGAUGGAUAAACUGAACUCGCAAAAAGUUAGUGGUUUACCAGAAAAUACUGUGGUUAUGGAGAAACCAUCAGAGUCCAAGGUUUCUUUGAAGCCAUUCACAAACAAGAUGUUGUCAUCUGAUACGAAGGAUAGCCCUCUCCCAGAUACUUCUGUUUCGGAGUCAUCUAUCUUAAGCACAAGCAGCCAUGCAGAUGAUGUUACUGCCAGAUUUCAUAUCUUAAAAAGCCAAGUUAACAGCUCUAAUACUUUGAAUACUUCAGGUGUGGAUAAAACAUUAGGUUCUGCAGAGAAGUCUGAUCAUGUAGUUUCUCCCAAUUCAGAAGAUGUUGACAAAUUAGAAUGUGAAGACACAGAUGGCCAAAAGCCAGAUGUAUCCAUCCAGGAUUCCUCUUUAUCAAGUAUUAUCAAUCCUGUGGAUGAUGUUGAAGCUUCUGUUAUGGCAAGAUUCCACAUACUCAAAUGUCGGGUCGACAAUCUGAAUACUGUGGAUAGAGGAGAGCACGAGAGAGCAAGUGAUGAUCUUGGUCUUGGAUAUGCAGGUUUGGGAAGGCGGUGGGCAGUUGAUCGAGGUGGAUCAAUGGACAGAAUUCUGGAUGUAAAUAUGGAACCUCAGUCACAAAAUAAUGCCUGUAGCUCCAGCGAAGACAAAUCGACUAUCAAGGAAUUUCAGCUAUUUGUCAAGGAUGAUCCAGUGACCCAGUCUCGCAGGAUCAAUAGGCUAGGGGAUCAUUCUCAUGCAAGCUUUCCUGAGGGCUCAUCAGAUUGGGAACAUGUAUUGUUAGAGGAGCUGGUGGAGCAGAACAGUUGAACCGUGAAUUAGGUCCUUAAAUAGAAUUCAAUGGUGGAUGGUAUAUUCUCUGUUGAUGAAUAGCAUGUAUAUAAUGUGAUUGGACAUGCUGUGUUUUUUUUUUUUUUUUUUUGGGUUGCUUGCUUUGGACUGCUUUCUGACCAUGUAAAAAUGCUGUUAAGACCGUGAAUUUUGUGUAUCUACGUGCUCUGGCCGCAGACAAAAAUGGCUUUAACUGAAUACCUUUUUCUUUC
Messenger RNA from Manihot esculenta (cassava), 3701 nucleotides. RefSeq lists its product as uncharacterized. The transcript is spliced from 6 exons. The record is from RefSeq and is a predicted model, not a curated record. NCBI's taxonomy places the organism in Eukaryota, Viridiplantae, Streptophyta, Magnoliopsida, Malpighiales, Euphorbiaceae. Bases 115 to 3468 code for a protein of 1117 amino acids.